GCCCCCGGCCCGGGAUGCGAACCGGCGCAGGAGCGGCGGCGGGAGAUGCUGACGGUCCGCGAGCCGGAGCGGCUGCAGCUGGUGCCGCGUCUGCCCCGCGUCAGAGCGGACCCCGCCCGCCGCCCCGGAGCCCCGCCGCCCCCGGACCGGCCGCUGCUCCCCGCGAUCUCCCGGCGCUGCAGCUCAGAGCCUGGUCAUGCCGUUUGGGUGUGUGACUCUGGGCGACAAGAAGAACUAUAACCAGCCGUCGGAGGUGACGGACAGAUAUGAUUUGGGACAGGUCAUCAAAACGGAGGAGUUCUGCGAGAUCUUCCGAGCCAAGGACAAGAGCACGGGCAAGCUGCACACCUGCAAGAAGUUCCAGAAGCGGGACGGCCGCAAGGUGCGCAAGGCGGCCAAGAACGAGAUUGGCAUCCUCAAGAUGGUGAAGCACCCCAACAUCCUGCAGCUGGUGGAUGUGUUUGUGACCCGCAAGGAGUACUUCAUCUUCCUGGAGCUGGCCACGGGGAGGGAGGUGUUUGACUGGAUCCUGGACCAGGGCUACUACUCGGAGCGAGACACCAGCAACGUGGUGCGGCAGGUCCUGGAGGCCGUGGCCUACCUGCACUCGCUCAAGAUCGUGCACAGGAACCUCAAGCUGGAGAACUUGGUGUACUACAACAGGCUGAAGAACUCCAAGAUCGUCAUCAGCGACUUCCACCUGGCCAAGCUGGAGAGCGGCCUCAUCAAGGAGCCCUGCGGGACGCCGGAGUACCUGGCCCCGGAGGUGGUAGGCCGGCAGCGGUACGGACGCCCGGUGGACUGCUGGGCCAUCGGCGUCAUCAUGUACAUCCUGCUUUCGGGGAACCCGCCUUUCUACGAGGAGGUGGAGGAGGACGACUAUGAGAACCACGACAAGAAUCUCUUCCGCAAGAUCCUGGCGGGCGACUACGAGUUCGACUCCCCGUACUGGGACGACAUCUCGCAGGCGGCCAAGGACCUGGUCACGAGGCUGAUGGAGGUGGAGCAGGACCAGCGCAUCACCGCCGAGGAGGCCAUCUCCCACGAGUGGAUUUCCGGCAACGCCGCUUCCGACAAGAACAUCAAGGACGGAGUCUGUGCCCAGAUCGAGAAGAACUUUGCCAGGGCCAAGUGGAAGAAAGCUGUCCGAGUGACCACGCUCAUGAAGCGGCUGCGGGCGCCAGAGCAGUCCAGCGCCGCGGCCGCCCCGUCGGCUCCAGCCACAGACACUGCCGUGCCCGGGGCUGCAGGUGGGGCUGCCCCAGCCCUGGGGGGCAGUGCCAGCGCAGCCACAGCAGGUGACGCUGCAAAGAGUGAUGGUGCGGUCCCUGCAGACCGCAGUGCCACCCCAGCCACGGACGGGAGCGCCACCCCAGCCACCGACGGGAGCGCCACCCCAGCCACCGACGGGAGCAUCACCCCAGCCACCGACGGGAGCGCCACCCCAGCCACGGACGGGAGAGCCACACCAGCCACGGAAGAGAGCACUGUGCCCACCAGCCAGAGCAGUGCCACCCCCGAGCCGGCCUCGGCCCAGCCGGACAGCACAGCCUCCGGGGGCGCGGCGGGCCAGGCCCCGGCCGCCAGCACAGGGGGAGAGGCCGCUGGCUCCGCCGCGGAGUCCCGGAGGGAGGAUGCCAGCUGAGUGGCAGGCUCGUGGGGGGCGGGGGCGGGCAGGAGGGUGGGAGCGUGGAUGAGAGGCUUCUCACUGUACAUAGAGUCGCUGGCAUGAUGCCCUCGCACCCCUCCCCGGCCCCUGCCUCUCACUGUGGGGCCUGUCUGGGGGCCGCGGGAGAGCAGGCUCGUCUCCCGCGUGUGUCCGUGUGAGUGGUGGGCAAGCCAGAGGCAGGACCGGCCCCAGCCCCUGCAUGGAUUCCUGUGGCUUUUGUCUUUCGCUCGCUUCCCGUUCUGUUCCCGUGGGACGCUGCUUGGGGAUCCUCAGGAGGUCCCUGCGCCUCUCCCUUCCGCCUCACGACCCCCCAGGCAGGCCCUGCAGCCCGUCCCCUCCCAGGCCCUAAACUCGGGGGCCUUGCCCUGAGAGCUGGUCCUCCAGCGAGGCCCUGUCAGCGGUCUUACCCGCGCAGGCACGUGCCUGUGGUCCGGGCGCCUUGCGGAGCGGGCCCAGGCCAGGAGGGGUGCGGAGAUCAGAGCAGUGUGCGCCAGGACGAGGCUGGGCGUGUGGCGGGGGGCACUGCUCGGGCGCCGUGGGGGUCCUCAGAGGCGAACAGGAGUGAGGAGGGUAGAAGCUUUCGUCUUUGUCCCUGGGAAGCCCCUCCCGAGACCCUCUCUGCCUCCCGGGCCUGCAGCGGGCUGCCUGUGCCACGGCUGGGAGCCUGAGUGGGGAAGGAGGGAGGAGAAGGAGGCAAUGAGAAGCGGGAGGACAGUGCAGGCCCAGCACGAGUGCGCCAGCCCAGCGGGGCCUCACCACAGCCAGGCAGGAAGGGCUGGUGUUCCCUGCCUCUUCCCAGGCGGCAGCCCUCUCUGUCCCAGGGGACCUGCACGUGUGUCCCACACUCUGAUUUGGGAGGGUCUGCCCUUGAGCAGAUUUUCUCUCUCCCACUUCCACAACGGAAAAGAGGGGAGUCCCCAUUAUGUCUGACCCACUCCCCCUCCGAUGGGGGCUGAGAGAGGCCCGGGUGCCUCUGAGCCCCUUUGCCAGGAUGAGGGGGUGGAAGAAGGCUCCCCAGUUUCCUGGAGGCUCCUGGGAGGUGCCCUUUGUCAGACCCCACCGCGGCCUGGGCAGGCAGCUGCCCGGUCCCGGCCCCACUCGGCACUCGGCGGCGGGCCUGCCCUCCCCCCUGCAUGCCUGUGGGUCUGCUGUGGUGUGUGAGGAUCGGCGGGCUUGCUGUGCCUGUUGAACCUGGCAAAUAAACGUCAGCCUGACAAAGCCUCUGGCACCUCU
Molecule: messenger RNA, 2902 nt
Organism: Pipistrellus kuhlii (Kuhl's pipistrelle)
Lineage: Eukaryota; Metazoa; Chordata; Mammalia; Chiroptera; Vespertilionidae
Gene: CAMKV
Product: CaM kinase like vesicle associated
Exons: 11
Coding region: 197-1645 (482 amino acids)
Biological process (GO): peptidyl-serine phosphorylation
Cellular component (GO): intracellular anatomical structure
Molecular function (GO): calmodulin binding; ATP binding; calcium/calmodulin-dependent protein kinase activity
Source: RefSeq, a predicted model, not a curated record